Molecule: messenger RNA, 1252 nt
Organism: Punica granatum (pomegranate)
Lineage: Eukaryota; Viridiplantae; Streptophyta; Magnoliopsida; Myrtales; Lythraceae
Source: RefSeq, a predicted model, not a curated record
UCUCUCUCUCUUUCUCCUAUGUUCCUCACUCUCACUUGCUCUUGUGUUUUUUCUCCCGGGAAAGAAACCGGAUUUUUCUCCCCAUUGUUGUCUGUCGGUCACUCCCGCUGCCCCCGAAUUCGAGCUCGCCAAUGCAUGAUCUUCCCAUAGAGUCCAAGUUCAGGUUGUAGGGGUCGAUCUUGACCUGCCGGAGCUUCGAUUUCUGUUUUUUUUUCCAUUGGGGGAUUGGGAAAUGCUGGAAGCAGUGGAGAGUUCUGUCAAUGGCAGGGGCUUCCCCCACUUGCCGAGCUUCGGGGUCAGUGACUGCAGCGAGGAGGAGCUGUCCGUGCUCCCGCGUCACACCAAGGUCGUCGUCACCGGGAACAACCGCACCAAGUCCGUCCUCGUCGGCCUCCAGGGGGUGGUCAAGAAGGCCGUCGGCCUCGGCGGGUGGCAUUGGCUGGUCCUAACGAAUGGCAUAGAAGUCAAGCUACAGAGAAAUGCUCUCAGCGUGAUUGAAGCUCCAACAGGCAAUGAGGAGGAUGAUGAACUCGAUUAUGAAAAUGGGCAGUGGCAUGGAUCUGAUAUGGCAUCCGAUGACACUCAAAAGUCCCACAGAUCGAGGCAUCGAGUGCAUAAGUCAUCGCACAAGACCAUGAGCAGGACUCCUUCAUGUGAUUCGCAAUCCAAGGGCUCGAUUUCUACACUUCGUGGGUCCAUGAAAGUCGACCUCAGCAAAUUGGAGGUGUCUGCUUUGUGGAGAUACUGGCGCCAUUUCAAUCUUGUUGAUGUGAUCCCCAACCCAUCGAAAGAGCAACUGGUUGAAGCCGUGCAGAGACACUUCAUGACCGAGCAAAUGGACGAGUUGCAAGUUAUCACGGGCUUUGUCCAGGCAGCCAAGAAAAUGAAGACCGUUUGCAAAUGACCCGAGCCAAACUGUUCCCUCAUCCUUUUGUGAAUGCUAACUCGAUAAAUCUAAGUUCCCCCCUUCCCUUCACCCUUUGCAGCGAGAUAUCUGUAUGUACUGGUCGGUGGCUCCUACCAUCUCUGGUUAGUGGCUAGUAUCCUCUCUUUUUCUCCCGAGUUAUAGAGGUACUUUUUGGGGUAGCGUGAUAUCGUCAAUGUAGAUAUAAUGUGAAUGAUUAGCGGAUAUCAGAGGAGUCCUCUCCUCUCGAGGACGUCUUUCGUAAACUCUUUCCUGUACUUCUGACUGAAGGGAUGUGGGUGUUUCUGAAAUGUAUAUAAACUAUGAGCUUACUUUAUUCUUCCUUGA